Molecule: messenger RNA, 1917 nt
Organism: Spodoptera littoralis (African cotton leafworm)
Lineage: Eukaryota; Metazoa; Arthropoda; Insecta; Lepidoptera; Noctuidae
Source: the annotation of a GenBank genome assembly
AUGAGCACCAGAUGGAAAUGCGAUAUUUACCAGAGAUAUCAUGGACCAGUACAGGUUAUGUACAACUCAGAACAGCACACAGUUGUUAAAUUUCAUUUUCGUCUCUAUGUGAAAGGAGCUCGAUCGGUAAAUGUAUCAAUAAACGGAGAAUUCCUGAAUUUCACUAAAAUGGGUCUGAAUGUGAAACACGAUGGCGAGGCGUUCUAUAACUUCACUGAUCAACAAAAUAUUGAACUCGUAUGCGCCGGUGUUGACAAACAAUCUGCAGUUUCGCUGGAGUAUUUUAAUCAAAACGGGGAAAAGAUCUUCGAAAUACAACAAGAACGUGAUACCAGCGUAUUGCUCCGAACUAGACUAACUUCGAAACAAGAAAAGUUUCAUAUAGAUUGCAUUGCUAACACUACUAGUCCACGUCGAGAAUACCGAUACAGAAUUUAUUUUUAUAAAAAAGAAUUGGAACACAACACAGAUAAUCAAGACGAUGUAUUUAUAGUAACUGUAAAUGGAUUGUUAGAACGCUAUGUAAGAAAGAAUGGUUCAAAUUUUUACUAUCCGCCAUUCAAAUAUAUAGAAGGCGAAAUCAUCACGGUCUCUUGCGAAACUAAACUAAAGUAUCCAUUGCAGUUUUAUUUUGGAACAUACGGAGAUAGCACAGGAAUCAAAGUUAAGAGUGUGAAUGACAAAAUAGUUGCUGUUAUAAAUUCAUCUGCUGUUCUUUUGAACAGGAAAACUCUUUUAUGUGGAUUUUAUACGAACAAAAAUGUGACGAACGUAUUUGCCAGGAUGACAUUCAGGUCGGAUAUUGCAGAUCGUACAGUACGUAUCUUCGGUCUGCACAGACCCAAUAUUCUGUAUGAGUACCUCAGCGGUAACAUCUGGACAACCGUCUACCAGUACUCGGUAGACGAAACUUUAAGCUUGGGAUGUGUUCUGAAUACUUUGCCCAAAGAAGAUUAUAAAUUCAAGUGGACUGUUAAUGGUAUCGCGUCAAAAAAGUUAGGAUACAGAGACAAAUUAUUGAAUGGCAUGAAGUAUAUAGAGGAAAAUAUAACACUAAAAUUAACUGAAAACAACGAUAAAAAAGUCAUUAAAUGCAUUGCUUACAAAAAUGGGAAAAUGUUCAAUUUUACUCAAGUGAAAUUACAACUGAAAGAUACAUCGAACAAUGAAUACUUAGAAGCUGAUAUUAAUACAUAUAAGACCAUACUACUAAUACUACUUUACUUAGCCGUCGGUGUGGCUUUUAUUACCAUCAUGAUAUACAGCUUUAUUUUCUGGCGCAAAAGGGCCAAAAUGGCGAGACUACUCAAAAACCCUUACGACAACAUUUCAAAUCAAAACGAAAGCCCAAUACCGCCUUUUCCACCGCAGUGGGACGAAAAUGACCACUACACAAAAAUCGAUGACGGCGUUAUGCAAGAAAACUACUCAUACGGGAAAAAUGAUAACAAGAUGCCAAAGUAUCCAAAUCUGAGACAAAGUAACGGUCCAUCAGAAAAUCAUUAUACAGAAAUAGACGAUUAUUUCAAAACACCAUAUAAAUCAGCUGGUAAGAAUGUGUAUCAAGACAUAAAUGUUAACAAAAAUAUUAAUCUAAACGAUAAUAAAGAUACAUAUGAUAAACUAAGACGUGAUGAUAAGUUAAAUAAACAAAACACUGACAAAACUGCAAUUUAUGAAGCAGUACAUGAAAAGCACAACAAAGCCGAUCAACAAAAUUUAGGAGAUUAUAAGAAUAUUAAUGCAAUGACAACUAUAAAUGAUAGUGCCUACGCCUAUGCAUACGAUACACGACCAGUUGAUGCAAAAUGCCGGAAUAAGGACAGAAGUGCCUUGGAUUAUGAUGUGCCAUAUAGUAUAAGUGAUGUAAGUCGAGAAAAUGAAUGUUAUGUAGGCCCAGAUACGCCUAAAACUUAA